Molecule: messenger RNA, 7939 nt
Organism: Stegastes partitus (bicolor damselfish)
Lineage: Eukaryota; Metazoa; Chordata; Actinopteri; Pomacentridae
Gene: tmem94
Product: transmembrane protein 94
Exons: 32
Coding region: 431-4534 (1367 amino acids)
Source: RefSeq, a predicted model, not a curated record
CAAGUGAAGGCACCGAAGUCCGUUUGUAUUUGAGAGGAAAAUAUAUUUUACAAAGGAUAUCAGCAACGACUUGAAGAUAACGAAAGACUUCUACAUGAAUGUUAUGAAGAGGAUCACUGUGCUACACCUGAUCAGCAAUUAAUCCCUCCCAAUAAAACCCCCAUAUUCCAGAGAUCCCUGCCUGUCUCUGCUGGUGCUUCCUGUCACACUGGCAGAAGAGGCAGGGCAGCAGGUGUUGCCGGGGGGAGGACCAAGGCUGCACCCACCUGCCCUCUCCAACUUCCUCCUUCCAUAUCUGAGCCACUUGACCUGCAGCUUCCACAGGCGGUGGGUUGAGAAGGAUCCAGCCAGGACCCUUAAGUGUGACAGGGCUCUGCCAGGUGGCGUUGGCUGGUUGAGGAGCGGAGCAUGUUGAGUGGCUGUGGUUGCUAUGGAGCUGCAGGAUAAGAAGCAGGAGGAGAAUGCUGUGACUCUGGGCCUUUCCACUGGCCAGGCUCUGGUGAAACUACGGGAUCAGCUCAGCAGCCUGCUGGAGCAGCACCAGAGGACUGCACGCAGACGAGCCUCAGUGCCAGAACAGUGGGUGAGUAGCUUCCUAUACCAUGGCAACCGUCACUCCUGUCUCCAUUGGCCGGGAGCUGCCCUCACCCUACUGGUGGUGCUGGGACUCUUCUGUUGCCAUGGCAGCCAGCCAAAGGGCAGCUCUGGUAUAGAGCUGAUGAACGCUGCAGCUCUCCUUCUCCUCUUCCUGCUGAACCUGCUGCUGGUUGGACGUCAGGAAAGGCUGAAGAAAAGCGAGAUGGUGCGACGCCUCAAAGGCAUCAUCACACAACUCAGUGAUUACCUGUCAGGCUGUAUGGGUGAAGUGCGGUGGCCUCCAUCUCUUUACCCUGACCUGUACACACCCUCGUCCCCUUCAUGGUCCCUUCAUUGGACCUAUCGUGACUCUCAGUUGGUUAACCUGCCUGUUAGCCUGCUGGUGGAAGGAGACAUCAUUGCUCUGAGACCUGGCCAAGAGGCAUUUGCAUCACUAAGAGGCAUUAAGGAUGACGAGCACAUCGUGUUGGAACCAGGAGAUUUAUUCCCUCCAUUUUCUCCUCCUCCUUCCCCACGGGCCAAUGAGAAGAGAGGACCCCAGAGCCCUCAGCAACACCGUCUCUUCAGAGUGGUCCGGACUCCAAUACUAGACACUGUCAGGAACAGUUUAGAGCUGGCACUGUCUCGGCCAAUCACAGUGCUCGAUAAUGAGAGGUUUACAGUGCAGUCGGUCAUCACCAAGCUAGUCUGUCCUGUUGUGCUGGUGGCAUUCCUGCUGGUGAAUACCAUCCGGUAUUUUUGUGAUGCCCCCAACCUCACACCCGUCUGCUACAAUUUCUUUCAACUUCAGCUGAUGGGUGUUCUGCCCAUCUUGCCCUUGCUCUUCCCUGUCAUGUGGGUGCUGGUGAAUGCCUUCGGAGAGGCCAGGGUCCUCGCAGAGUUCAGCCGUGCGUCACCAGCUGGCCUGCUUGCUAAGUUCUCUGAGGACACUCUAAGCAGCUACACCGAAGUGGUUUCCUCCCAGGAGAUGCUGCGCUGUGUGUGGAGACACCUGGUCGGCGUCCUAAAGGGAGAAUCUCAGACACUCUGCUAUACUUCCAGCCUUUUACACACACUGGGAUCUGUCACUGUCCUAUGUUGUGUGGACAAGCAAGGUAUCUUGUCGUGGCCUAACCCCAGUCCGGAGACUGUGCUGUUCUUUAGUGGACGAGUGGAACCCCCUCAUAACAGCCAGGAUGAUCUCAGAGACGACCUGUCUGUCAACUCCUACUGCCGAAUGGAGACGGAUGAUGAUAGGGAUGAGGCUCAGGAGGCAGAGGCUCUGCUCUGUCUACCAGCAGAGUCCUCCGCCCAGCUGGGGGAGGGACCCGAGCCCAGCGAGACGUCACAUGACACAGCUCGUUCGUCUGACACACUCCGACUUCGGCGCUCCUGCCAGCCUGCACACACUCGCAUCAAACACCACUCUGGAUCCAAUGUGAGCUUCAGCCACGACACAGAGGGAGGCGAGGACGAGCAGACACAGGAGUUUGCGAUGGGCUGCCCAGAAGCAGAGGCUGAGGACUUUGUGUGUGACUACCACCUGGAGAUGCUGAGCCUCUCGCAGGACCAGCAGAACCCAGCCAGCAUCCAGUUCGAUGACCUUUCCUGGCAGUGCCACCUGCCCUCCCUCAAGCCUCUGGGCCUCAACAUCAUGCUGAACCUAUGCAAUGCCAGCGUCACCCAGCUGCUCUGCCGCUUCUCUGACCACCUGUCCAACUUGGCUUUGCAGGAGAGCCAUGGCACGGUGUUGCCCGUAUACGUCCCCUGGGGGCUCUGUGAGCUCUCCAGGCUCAUAGGGUUCACUCCGGGUGCGAGGGAGCUGUUUAAACAGGAGAACCACUUGGCUCUAUACCAGCUACCAACGGGAGAGAAAACCAAGGAGUUCACCUCUCGGCGCCUGCAUUAUUUCACCAAACGCCAGCCUCCCAUCUCCCACCUCAUCUCCCUGUUCGUACGAGACUCUUCUUCCAAUAAUGUCCAGAUGUUAUCACAUGGUUCAGCCGAUCUUAUCCUGGAGGCCUGCACUGACUUCUGGGAUGGAACUGAUAUCUACCCCCUCUCAGGUUCAGACAGAAAAAAGGUUCUGGACUUCUACCAGCGUGCCUGUCUGUCAGGUUACUGCUCAGCCUUUGCCUACAAACCCAUGCAAGUAUCUCUGUCCUGCCAACUGAAUGGAAAGUGUGUGGAGCUGGCCCCAGGUCCCUGCCUCUUCUCUGGGGUGGAGCUGCCCUCCACCACCCCUAUUAAACACAACUCAUGCAGGAACAGCUGGAGCUCAGACGAGGGUAUAGGUGAGGGUGUAGAGCGUGAGGACUGUGUUCAGGCCCUGAGCGGGCAGAUCUUCAUGGGCAUGGUGUCAUCCCAGUUCCAGGCAAGGUUGGACACAGUCCGUCUCAUUGAUGCCCUGGUCACUGCUUGCAUCCGCUUUGUUUACUUUUCCAUGGAGGAUGAACUCCGCAGCAAGGUGUUUGCAGAGAAGAUGGGUUUAGAGACAGGCUGGAACUGUCACAUCUCUCUGACUCCAAACGGAGACAGUCCCUGUGACGGAGCACCAUCCAGCCCCAGCCAGGGCUCACUGCACGAAGACCUGAACCAAGAUUCUCGGGAUGAAGCAGAAGGUCCGCUGCUGCCAGAGGAGGAAGCCCACUCGGAUCUGGCCAGUUUCCAGCCCACAGACAGCGAUGUGCCCAGCUUUCUGGAGGACUGCAACAGGGCCAAGUUACCUCGUGGGAUCCACCAGGUUCGUCCUCAUUUGAAGAAUAUUGAUAAUGUGCCUCUCUUGGUGCCACUCUUCACUGACUGCACCCCUGACACCAUGUGUGAGAUGAUGAAGAUCAUGCAGGAGAACAAGGAGGUGACCUGCUGUCUGGGAAGCUCUGCUAAUUUCCGCAAUAGUCGCCUGUUCGUACAGAGUGACCUCAGCAUUGCUUUGGACCCUCUGUACCCAUCUCAGUGUUCAUGGGAGACUUUUGGCUACGCCACCGGAGGAGGAUUUAAUGGAGAUGCUGAGGGACUGUCUCCUCUGAGACUGUCCGGACAGCUCAACAGUAUGGGCUGCUCUGUCACCUUCCACCAAGGAGAGAGCGUCAGCAUAGUCAAGCUCAUAGAGCAGGCACGACACACAACCUACGGAAUCCGCAAGUGCUUUCUCUUCCUGCUGCAGUGUCAACUGAGUCUGGUCAUCAUCCAGUUCUUAGCCUGUCUAGCUCAGCUUCCUCCUCCCAUGAAUACCACUGACAUCCUUUGGGUGUCCUGCUUCAGCUGCCCUCUACUAAGUGUGUCACUGUUGGGGAAGCCACCUGACUGUUCUGUUAUGACAGUUGCCACAGGGAAGAACCUGGAUGCAAUCCCAAGGAAGACUCAGAACUACUUCCUUGGCUGUUUCCUGCUAAAGUUUGGUGUGACUGUGUGUGCCUACCUGUUGGCCUUUGGGUUCACCCUCCACGCCGUCUGCCCCCAAGGCACUAACUUGACCUUCACUGACAACACCACUGUCACCUGUAGCUGCAUAUUUACAACCAGUUCUUCAGAUGAGGCUCUUCAAUGGUUUAAUGAGCUUUCUAAUGGCCUGCUGCUCACUCAGAAGGUCAUGGCAGGGUUCCUCGUCUUACACACAGUGGUGAUCUCUCUCAGCUAUGUCCACCGUUCCCAGCCUCUGUGGAGAAAGAGCCCGUUCAGCAAUACCUGGUGGUGUCUCACUGUACCUGUGGUACUGCUCAGCCAGAUUGUACAGGCCACCGUGGAUUUUCAGUUAUGGCGCAAUCAGGACAGUCUCCUGAACUUUACCCUGGGAAACAUCCCGCUGGAAGCCUGGCUGCUGGUCUCUCUGUCCCCUUUACUGGUGAUGGUGGUCAAUGAAGUGGUGAAGCUGCACGAAAUUCGCGUGCGAGUUCGUUACCAGAAGAGACAGAAGCUGCAGUUUGAAACAAAGCUUGGGAUGAACUCUCCGUUCUGAGGAAUUCCCUCUAAGGAAGUUGGUGUCUUGGCAAUACUGGGAACUAGUCGGGGCCCUUCAGGAAACCGUGAAAGGGCUGGGUGCACACGCUGUCGUACCAACUGUCACCACCUCAGCCCUCCUGCGCUGUAACUAUGAGACGGAGCAAAUGUCCAGCAGAUGUUCCAGUGCGGGCUCGUGUUUACGCACCAGGGUGUAUUUUCUUAAAGCUGUCCAUCAGUUAUGUGAAGGGCGGGGAAAAGGAAGAUUCCAAAGCAUUCAUUUCCACUGAAUAGAAAAAGAGCCAAAAUAGGCAACUACUUGUUGACUGGUUUCAGUUUUACAGGCAUGAGGAAUGUUUCUAAAGAGAUUGAUUGCUUCCUCACUCGUCAAUGCAGUUCUUCACCACUGAGAAAAUUGUGCAUGGUUUCUCUCAUCUCCAGGAUUGCCCCAGGUACCAAACAGUCCACAAAAUACUGCUUCACUUUCAACUUAUUUUGAUGUGAAGUUAAUUUUCAUUUCAUCCAAAGACAUGAUUGAAUUGUGACAUAUAAUCUAACCAGUCCAACGUUGACUCAUUUAAACAUAAUGUCAAUGUGUCUUCUUUAAAGGGAAACACAUAGGGCUGAAAAGAAAAAGGCACUGUGUAACUAUGGAACCCCAAAGUGUGCAAUAAUCCUGAAAUAUGUGUAGAUACAGCAUUCAUUUGUGAAACAGCUUAAGAAGCACUUAAACUGUCUUACUGUUAGACAUCUGAAAAUAGCUUUGACAUUUUCAUAAUAACAGAGUUAAAAUGUCUUUUAAUGAUGGCACCCUGCUUCGCUUGAACUUGCAGCCUAUCACAUUGAGUCGAUUAGCUCCUUUUAGCUAGAGUGUCUAGCAUGUCUUUGUUUUCCACGAGCUUAAAAAGGCUGCAUAUGCUUCCUGACUUGCUCGGCAGGGUUCAUUACUCAGUAUCAAAAUGAAGAAACAGCAGCCAUUCACAUUAGCUAAGUCAGCAUUACCUUCGCUGUUGAUCAUAAAGAUGUUCCUCAGAAAUAAAUAGUUGGCUGACUGACAGUUACUUGCUCUACCUAACAGGACUCGAAAUCUGGUAGCAGUUGUUCAGCUUGCUGAUGUAAGAUAGGAAGGUGGCCGAAAGGUAUGACAGGUAAUGUUAGGCAAUAAACAGGACAUUUUUUAUUUGCUAAUGUUCUCUCUUUUCAUCUAACGUUGCACAUAUUGUGGUUCCAUAUGUAACACAGGACAGGGUGUUAAAACUACCUCUGAAAAAAAUGUGACAGAAGCUUUUCUGAGCGCUCUUUCUGUUCCUUUCUGUAAUUCACCCCAAGCCACACUUUACUCUUCAGUAUGGUAGCCUGUCAGACCAAGCUCAAUAUUUUAUUUUACAAUAAAUGCUCUUUGUUAUAACUCAAUUCCUGAGCUAAGCCUGAGUCAGACCUACAGCAAAACAAUAAGGAACGAAGAAUUAAAUUGGAUCAUUUUGUACGCACGCAUCUCCAGUCGUCUUAGCAAGUCCUUUCCCAAGUGUUGGGCUUACUCAUCUCCUAGGAAGAAACCUCCUUCUGGUUUGCUAACAUAACAGGAUCUUCUGAAAGGUGCUUUAUAUCAUUCAGUUGCCUUCCUUCUUAGCCUUUGUGCUUCUUUCAUCUGUCUAAAUCUCAACAGAUAGGAGCUCAGGAUACUGUUUCAAGUAGAAAAGAUUGAAUGAUUGAGUCGAGUUCUUCAACAGAUUUGUUAAGAUUACCCCAGAUUUCAUAUUUGACCUGCUUGGCUGACCAACCUAUCCUAGAGGUGUCACUCAUAAACCUCUUUGAGUUUUCCAGCUAAUCUGUGGCUAUCUCUACAUUUACUGUCAGACCUGUUGAUUAAUGUGGUUUGUGUGCAGCAGCAGAUGUCUGUAUCAUUGAUGAUCAGUCAGACCAGCCUUGUGUGUUGUGCUGUCAUUAUUGCAGAUGAAUGCUUUUUUUAAAGAUUGCAGCUGUACACUGGCAGUGCACUAUUUCAGAACUAAAUACCUACUUUUUCACAUCAGGACAAGGAAAGUCAUUCUGUCUUUCUUGUCAGGGCCACACUACCCUGCUUGGAGGCCUAGAGACCCGAAGUAAUCAAUUUCACAAAUUAUUUUCAGGAAGAUGUAUUACACCCAUAUAUAUAAAAAUGAAAUAUUUUCUUUUUUCAUCCUUAACAUUUACAUAUUACAUGUCACAGGUAUUCAUAUAUUUUUCAAAUAUUCUUCACUGUAAGAAGCAAUUGUGACAGAGGAUUUAUCCACUAUUUCUAAACCGAUUUGCAGUCAGUCAGAUGAACACAAACAGUUGCCCCAAAAGUUGUGAGUCGUGUUGGUAAUCCAGCCUUAUUUCCUGUCCACUUGUGGUGUCUCCUAAUCUAAGACUGCAUCAAACAUGGCAUCUGGGGUUUCACAUCAGGGCUGUAGCUACCAUUGAUGACGCUGAGGUCUUGUCAUUUAUCUGGGAAUUUUGAGGUUUUAUCAUUUUCAUUCUGUUUUUGUACGUUUUGUUAAUCCUUUUAUUCUGUAGUUAAACACUGACUCUUGGGAGAUACUUUACAUGCUGACUUCACAGUAAGUGUGUUUAAAUCUGACUGCUUUUAGGCCAACAAUAAAUAAAUAAAAGGAAAUCAGCAUUUCCCCAUCUGUUUCUCAUGAUGUGGAGAAGGCUUUAAAACUAAAUAUAAACACAUUUAUUUAUGUAUUUUUUUGUGUGUCAGCAGUGGGGGCUUGAUUUAUGACCUCAGCAUCUAAAAUCCUGGCUGCAGCCCUGCUCAACCUGUGCUUUCUUUUUACACAUGUGCCUGUCUGUAGUUAUUCCAUAGCUAAAAAGGCUACUUCAGGUUCCAUUUAAGGUGGGGGUGUAUGUGAGUGGGUCAAAGUAAUGAUGUGCAAAAGCACAGUCUAAUUUACUGGUUGUAUGGCACUAAAGUAGUAGUGAUCACUUGUGGAUGGACAAAGUAGUCGGCAUGAAACUACUGAGAAUGGAUUUAAGACAAACAAUACAAUGCAACAAGAAAAUAUACACGAUUGCAUUUUGUUUGGAUUGCCCUGUUUUAUACUUUGCUCUUUUCUAUCAUGACAAAUGUAUAGACUAUGCUGCAUGAAUACGAUCCUGUGAAUGCUCUGUCUUGAUCAAUGUACACAUUCUCUAUAGUUCUACUGUUCGGUUCACAGCACAAAUGAACUCAGUCAGCAUGGACUUCAUACUGUGUGUCAGCAGGCCUCUGGUUCAGUUACUGUCACGCACACGCUUGGUUUGCAGGUUCAGGGUGUGGGCUCAUGGACAAUGGUGUAGUUGUUCACACGACAAACAAAUGGAAAUUUUGUACUUUUUAAAGUCUGUAUGUUCAGGACUUUUGACAGUUUUGUGUAUUGAUUGUCAUGUUAAUAAAUAUGCUCUUUUAUUUAUACAA